Molecule: messenger RNA, 3185 nt
Organism: Hippocampus comes (tiger tail seahorse)
Lineage: Eukaryota; Metazoa; Chordata; Actinopteri; Syngnathiformes; Syngnathidae
Product: zinc finger protein 664-like
Exons: 3
Coding region: 1568-2875 (435 amino acids)
Biological process (GO): regulation of transcription by RNA polymerase II
Cellular component (GO): nucleus
Molecular function (GO): DNA-binding transcription activator activity, RNA polymerase II-specific; RNA polymerase II cis-regulatory region sequence-specific DNA binding
Source: RefSeq, a predicted model, not a curated record
GUGUGUGUGUGUGUGUGUGUGUGUGUGUGUGUGUGUGUGUGAUAUAUCUUCUUUUCAAAAAUGAAAUUUACUUGCAAGGACGCCCCCUGGUGGAACAUUGGACUUACUGUGUUUUGAACAAACAUGCCCUGUAUAGACGUCGUAAAAAAUGUUAUUGGACACGUGACCUUUGAGCUUUACCACAGUGUUAACACGACACCCCCUCUGCCCUGGAUUUGCAUGUCAAAGCCAAUUGUUUACAUAUUGGAGAGUGUUUAACAGGUAAUAACCGGUCUGUGUGGCCUUUAAUUCAGAAUUGAGUAGCCCCCUGCCUCUGUGAUCACCCAACUGAAAGUGUGUCUUAUGUUUGUAUGCUUUUGUUAGAUGUGAAGGGCAUUCAACUAUUCUGCAUGGGAGCAUUUUUCUCUGCAAAACUAUUUUUUUUCCCGUCCCUACAACUUGUUCAGAUGUUUAUAUUGAAAUCAACUGACCCUCAAUAACAGAAGCCUGAGCAAAUUAUAUGAAGGAUAAAUGAUUUUUUUAUUCCCCUGACACACACACACUUUUUUUAAGUGUUGAAUCCCCUUGAAAACUUUGUGAUUAAAUGUUAAAUUCAAUUGAGUCUACUGGUCACUUUUUUGAUAAACAUGAACAAGCCGACAAUGCUGUCUGAUAUCGAUCUAAUAUCGGCAAAUAUGAUUGUUAUGUCUCAAAACAACUCGUGGUAUUGAUUGCUUGGUAUCGGUCUGAGAAAAAAAAAGUGGUAUUGAGCUAACCUGCAAAACUCUUGAACGCAUUUUCCCUCGCAACUUAAUGUGUCCAUCACUACCAUGGUGUAAUCAGAAUUCAAUUUAAAUGUGCUCUGCGUAGCACAAUUCGAACCGUCCAAGCAUCUUAAGCUCGUUCUCUACUUUUAUUCCACAAUGUUAUUCCGCGUACCUUGAUGGCAUGCUUGCACAUAUUUUCACACGACGAUUCCGACAAGUUCACGCUUGAUUUUACGUUGAGCUACGGGUCGCAAACGAAUGCGUCUUCCUGUUCGCCACGAGCGAACUAAGGUCAAUAGACUGAGAAGCAUCAAGGCACAAUGAGGCGAGUUUAUCCAACCAAGAAUGGUUUUCAAUAAAUGUUUAAAGAAGUGGUGGAUGUACACGGCCAAGGCUUCAGUGCGUUCUGUAUUGAAUUGGGAAAAAUUAUUUAACGGAAGUGAAGUGGUUCUUCUUCUUUCACAUUUCCGGAAGUGUAAACGCCACACUUGCCACAUGACUGCCCUCGUCAGAUAUUAUGCUUCAAUUACAACUUAAGGAGGAAGACAAAAAAAAAAAACAACAACUCCCCUCCAUGAAAUCAUGGUUGUCGGUUAAGUGUUGAAGGCACCGCAGCCUCCCCACACAGGACGUCGAUCAGUACUUUCAAAGACUACAACAUCACAUCACUGAGUCACUUUAUCCGGAUAAACUCGUUUCGUAGCGCGUUGCUGCUCAUCGGCCUUGUUUAUCUUAGCUCGCUAGCGGCUAACAAAGAGAAGCACACAAGCACCUCGUCAAGCAGAUAUCAAGUGCGGAAUUGUUGGGAUCGCCGUGCGAAAAUGUGUGCAGGGACGACACUUAAGUACAAGGAGCAACUUUGUGGAAUAAAAGAAGAGAACGAGCAACAUUUUGAAGUGCAAGGCGAUUUUUGCAAGCUGCCGCGCGUUGUGCUACGUAGAGCAGACGUCAGUGAAAAAUAUCUUCGCCCUGAGCAACCGCAGGAAGAGUCUUUUCGGAUUAAAAACGAGGCGGAGGAAAAGCCCCUUCACAUCAAAAAGGAGGAGGAGGAUAUCAGCAAGAUGGCACUGACCUUUGUCCCUUUAAAGAGUGAAGAUGAAGACAUGGGUGCGCUUCCAAACAGCAGCUCAAGUCAACACAUGACAACAGAAGACAUGAGUGAAAAAUAUCUUCGCCCUGAGCAACCACAGGCAGAGUCUUUUAGGAUUAAAAAUGAGGCGGAGGAAAAGCCCCUUCACAUCAAAAAGGAGGAGGAGGAGGAUAGCAGCAAGACGGCACUGACCUUUGUCCCUUUAAAGAGUGAAGAGGAAGACAAAGGUGAGCGUGAGGAGGCCAGAGAGGCGGAGCCUCCAAGCAGUAGCUCAAAUCAACACAUAACAACAGAAGAUUAUGGAGACCACUGUGAACCAUCGCUAGCACAUCGGGAUGACACAUCAUCACACUCUCCUGACACUGACGACGAUGAUGAUUAUGAUGAUGAUGAUGAACAGACUAAAGGCGAUGGGGCAUAUCACACUGACGACAAAUGCUGGGAAUGUUCUCGGUGUGGGAAAACAUUUCAGUCAAAGUGGUCUUUAAAAAGGCACACAAGAACACACACUGGGGAAAAACCUUUUGCCUGCUCAGCUUGUGGUAAAAACUUCUCUGAGAAGUCGAGUUUAACCAAACACACAAGAACACACAGUGGGGAAAAACCGUUUUCCUGCUCAGUUUGUCGCAAGAGCUUCUCUCACAAGUCACAUUUAACAAGCCACACAAGAAUCCACACUGGGGAAAAACCUUUUUCCUGCUCGGUGUGUGGUAAAAGCUUCCUAGAAAAGUCACAUUUAACAAUGCACACAAGAACACACACUGGAGAAAAACCUUUUGCCUGCUCAGUUUGUGGUAAAAGUUUCUCUCAAAAGUCACAGUUAACGAGCCACACAAGAACUGGUAAGAGCUUCUCUCAAAAGUCACAGUUAACAAGCCACACAAUAACACACAGUGGAGAAAAACCUUUCGCCUGCUCGGUUUGUUGCAAAAGCUUCGCUCAGAAGUCAGGUUUAGCACAACACACAAGAACCCACAGUGGAGAAAAACCUUUUUCCUGCUCCAUUGUGGUCAUAGCAUCACAGAAAAAUCAAAGUUGACGAAUCAUACGAGAACCCACACUGGAGAAAAAUGUUUUUGCUUGCUUAAUUUGAUACGAAAGCUUCUCUCAAAAGUCAAAUUCAACAAGGCACACAAGAAAAAGGGGCUUUGUAAUAAGAUGCAAAAGUGUAAACGAUUAUGACUAAAAUGUGUAGUCAAUUUUACGAUGAGCUUUUAAAGAUGCCAAGACGAUUUUUUUUCUGUGACAGAAAAACCUUUGUGUCAGAGUUAAGGGCGAGUUUGGUUUUUGAAGUCUUGACAUGAAAUCUGAUGUAAUUAUCUUAGCCUGUAACAGCGUGUGUCAACGUG